CCAUGUUUGACUGAUUUUAUAAUUAGAUUAUCGCGCUGAAAAGACUGUUACAGACAUGGCUGGAUCAUUAUGUAGUGGCUUCCUACAGGAUGCCACCUCUGUUGUGAACUACCGUUUCCUUUGGUUUUGAUGGAUGUAUCCACCGGCGAGUGAGGGCAUCUCGUGCGUCCCGUGGACCAAUCAGGACGAGCCUAACUCCAACGAGGGACAACCGGGACAGUGGGAGAUGGCGCCCAGCUCGAAAUCAGAAAAGGACGAUGGCAAGCAGAAAGCUAAAAGAAAACACAAAGACCAUGUUGUGAAGCUUCUCAUGCGUGGGAAGCUGGCGGGACAGUUUUCUCAGCGUCUGUUUAGGAAACUGCCACCUCGAGUUUGUGUCCUUAAGAACAUUGUCAGCGAGGAGUUCCUGAGGGCAGGACAUGUCUUUCUUGGCUUUACCAAAUGCGGCCGCUACAUUCUGUCCUACACCAGCGACUGUGGAGAAGAUGAUGAUUUCUCUUUCUAUACCUACCAUCUUUAUUGGUGGGAGUUCAACCUGCACAGUAGACUCAAACAGGUCCAUCAUGUACGUCUGUUUGCAGGCGAGGAAAUCUACAGCGACCUGUACCUGACUGUGUGUGAGUGGCCAAAUGACCACUCCAAAAUUGUCAUCUUUGGCUUCAAUACACGCAGUUCAAGCUCAGUUCUGAUGAACUUAAUGAUGAGUGAUGAAAACAACAGAGACAUCUACAUCACUAUUGCCUCCAUGCCUCCUCCUAAACCUUGCUCUUAUUGCUGCCCUGUUCCUUCAGCCACUUCCAUACGCACAGGAAGUGGUGAGUGUCUGGAGCCUGGCUACGUACUCAACAGCAGGUACCAGGUGGUGUACCCGUUCCCGACUUUCCAGCCAGCUUUCCAGCUGAAGAAGGACCAGGUCAUCCUGUUAAACACUAGCUACUCUCUGGUGGCUUGCGGCAUCUCACUCUGCCCAGGUAAGCAGGGUCAGUCAUCGCAGAUCCUUUACACAAAGAGAGCAGCUCUGUCUAGUCAAGCCUCUCCAUCCUUUUCCUCCACCUCCUUGGCUUCAUCCUCAAUACCUCAGGGAUCUCCCGAAAGCCGACUGCCACCUAGCAAACCAGCUCCAAUUCCCUCAUCACCAAGCCAGUCGCAAGCAGCAGUGCGAGCCCGGGAGUUUGCAGCUGACCUCUUCAGGCGGGCCCAGGGAGGAGGAGAGAAAGAAAAGGAAGGCCAGGCAGAAAGGAGACCCGUUGAUGGUGGUGAAAAAGAGGCAGCGCAGACACCAGGAGACAAAGGGAUACAUGGAGAGAGGAGGAGAGAGGAGGAGGAUUGUAGAGAGAGGAGGGAUGAGGAGAGACGGAAGUUGCCACAAGCGUCAACAUCAGAUGGGAGCCACAGUGUGCCACAGUGCUCUGAACAAGUGAUGUCUCCUGCCUCCUGUUCCUCAUCCCCUUCAUCCCCGUCGUCAUCCCAGGAGGGCGGCCCCAGCGAGCCUGGAUAUGUCAACUAUUCACGUCUGCACUAUCGCCUUCAACAGCCAGGGACAACCGAGCAGAAUGCAGGCGGUGAAGGAGGUUAUGAGGACGAUAAAGUUCAGCUACCUUUCACAGUCACUGACCUUAAAGGACGGAACCUGCAGCUGGUCACCGGGCCACACAGUGGACAGAGUGUGUGCGUGGAGCAGCUGACUCUAGACUUUGAGUAUCUUAUCAAUGAGGUGAUCAGGAGCGAGGCUGCCUGGGCCCCUCAGUUCUGCUCCUUCAGCGACUAUGAUGUUGUGAUAUUAGAGGUGUGUCCUGAAACCAACACUGUGAUGAUCAACAUUGGCCUGCUGUUACUGGCCUUCUCCAACUCAGAUGAGGAGCACUGCAGGCCAAACACAUAUCACUCUAACCUGCAGGUCAGCUGGGACCUUAACACAGGUGUGUGUUGCACCGUGGGUGUAGGUGACCUUACAGAGGUCAAAGGUCAGACCAGUGGGAGUGUGUGGAGUUCUUACAGGAAGUCCUGUGUGAACACAGUGAUGAAGUGGUUGGUUCCCGAGAGCAGCUCCCGUUACAUUAAUCGCAUGACCAACGAAGCCCUACACAAAGGCUCGUCCCUUCAAGUGUUGGCAGAUAGUGACCGAUGCACCUGGAUUGUAUUAUGAAGAAAGAAGAAGUGUCAAAGCAACAGACACAACCGCACACACAGAUACACGCUGACAUGGCCUCAUCGUCAGUACGGAGCUCCACUUUAAUCUGAGCUUUGUUAACAUGUAGCUCAAACACGUGUCAAAUUGAAACCAAACCAGGAACGCUAUAGAUGCUGAAAAGAUGAAGUCUUUGGACGGUCUGUGUUUAAUUUGACUUUUUUUGUAAGUGUGUACUGCAUUAUUGAAACUACCAAAACGAAGAGCUGGACUGAACGAAGAUUUUGGUUUAACUUUUUUUUUUUAUACAUAAAGCCGUACUGUUCUUUUCUGUGUGUCUUUAACUGAACAUAUGCAAUAUCUGCACCUGGCUGAUGAUCACCAAGGGGAUUUCAUCCAGAAAAUGAGUGUAUGUAUGAGUGUAUGCAUGUUUAAUGUGUAUGUAACAUUUGACAGAUUCUGCUGCUUCUGAACAAGUUCUUUUCUCGCCUGGCCUGGACCAGUUUCAGUCUAGCUGGGUUGGUUCAAGAUGACGGUAUUUAAAAUGAGAGAAACUGAAUACAGUAACGGUCACUUGACUCUUUAAGAUCUUUUUUUAAACCUAUGUCAAGGAAGAUGUUGGGA
Cyclopterus lumpus (lumpfish) is the source of this 2752-nucleotide messenger RNA. RefSeq names its product DDB1 and CUL4 associated factor 15 (gene dcaf15). Lineage: Eukaryota; Metazoa; Chordata; Actinopteri; Perciformes; Cyclopteridae. Gene Ontology annotation, biological process: protein ubiquitination. Gene Ontology annotation, cellular component: Cul4-RING E3 ubiquitin ligase complex. The record is from RefSeq and is a predicted model, not a curated record.